GUUUGCUGAUCUGAUUCUCAGAAAGAGAGAGAGAGGGUGAGUUUGUUCACAAAGCGGCCAUGAAUAGAGCAAAGGCGAUACUGAGUUCUCUCCGACUCGCCAACUCUCUUUACUCGACUCGGCUUCCCCGAAACCACUCGCUUAAUCCUCAGGUAUCGACUCAGUUCUCUCACCUCUCUCCAUCUCUCUCUACCCAUCAAACUCUCUUCUUCUCAUCACAACCAAGCUCGAUUCUUCAACUUGUAUUGGACAAUGAUUCGUACAAGGAGCUAGAACACAAGUUAUCAAACACUAACCCAACACUGACCCACGAAACUGUUGUCUACAUUUUGAAGAAACUCGAAAAAUCCCCAAAAAAGGCUUCGAAUUUCUUCAAUUGGGUCUCUGAAAAAAAUGGGUUUAAACCCAGUUCUGCAAUCUACAGUCUAGUGCUUCGAAUUUUUGCUAACAAAGAGUCGAUUAAGCAGUUUUGGGCUACCAUUAACAAAAUGGAAGAACUAGGGUUUUAUAUUGAUGAGACAACAUACCUAACAAUUCUUGGAGUUCUUCGGAACUCGAAGAUGGCCACCGAUGCCACGGCUUGGACUCAAUUGUAUAAUAGGAUGGCUAAGGAAAAUGAUUUGAAUGGUGUAGUGAAGAAGGUGGUUCAAGUUGUUACUCAAUCGGAUUGGUGCGGUGAGGUUGAGAGAGAAUUAGGGGAGAUGAAAAUUUCCGUGUCAGAUGAUUUGUUGUUGACGGUUUUGAAGGAUCUUCGAGGAUACCCUUUGAAAACUUUGAGGUUUUUCAAGUGGGUUAGUGAGUGUUUAGGAUUUGAACACAAUAGUGUUACUUAUAAUGCAAUUGCUAGGGUUCUUGGUCAGGGCGAUUCAAUUGCGGAGUUUUGGAGUACGGUGAGGGAAAUGAAGGGUUUAGGUCAUGAAAUGGAUAUUGAUACUUAUAUAAAGAUUUCGAGGCAGUUUCAGAAGAACAAGAUGUUGAAGGAUGCGGUGGAGCUCUACGAGCUUAUGAUGGAUAGUCCGUAUAAACCCUUAGUUCAGGAUUGUAGUGUGCUUUUGCGUACCAUCGCUGUGAGUGGUAGUCCAGAUAUGGAUUUGGUGUUUAGAGUUGUGAAGAAACACGAGGCAGCGGGGAAUUCUCUAACAAAGAGUAAUUAUGAUGGAAUUCAUAGGUCUUUAACAAGCAUAGGGAGAUUCGAUGAAGCGGAGAAGAUUGUGGAGGCUAUGAAAAAUGCAGGGUAUGAGCCUGAUAACAUCACCUAUAGCCAACUGGUGUUUGGACUUUGUAAAGCUCGGAGACUAGAAGAAGCAUGUAAGGUGUUGGAUGUGAUGGAAGCUAGCAGAUGCGUUCCCGACCUCAAGACUUGGACCAUUUUGAUACAAGGACAUUGUGCGGCUAAUGAAGUCGACAAGGCAUUGUUUUGUUUUGCGAAGAUGAUGGAAAAAAACUUUGAUGCCGAUGGUGACCUCUUGGAUGUCAUGAUAAGUGGUUUUCUUAGUCAGAAUAGGAUAGACGGUGCUAACAAAUUGCUUGUGGAGAUGGUGAGUAAGGCUCAUUUGAGACCUUGGCAAGCGACAUACAAGAAUUUAAUUCAGAAGCUUCUAGAAAUAAAGAAACUCGAGGAAGCAUUGAAUCUCCUUCAUCUAAUGAAGAAACACAACUACCCACCUUUCCCGGAACCAUUUGUGCAAUAUAUUUCGAAGUUUGGGGUGGUGGAGGAUGCUGUGGAUUUCUUGAAGGCAUUGACUGUGAAGGAACAUCCGUCUGUUUCAGCAUACCUUCAUGUUUUCAAAGCUUUCUUUCAGGAGGGUAGACAUUCUGAGGCCAAGGAUCUGCUUUACAAGUGCCCUCAUCAUAUUCGCAAGCAUGUGGCAAUUUGCAGUCUCUUCGGUUCUGCAAAGAGCAGCAGUGCUGCUACUGCCGCUUGACAUUGCUUUGAGGUAGUUUAUUUGUUUUCAAAUUCAUGUUGUACAAAUGAACUCGGUGAAGAACUGGUAGGUGAUCUUUAUAGGUUUUUACUCUCACUAUAGAGUGCAAUGUGAUUUUGUUUUAUUUCAUUCUGUUUUUUGUAUUUCAAGUUCAAUUAAGCUUUACAUUUAGAUUA
Molecule: messenger RNA, 2101 nt
Organism: Camellia sinensis
Lineage: Eukaryota; Viridiplantae; Streptophyta; Magnoliopsida; Ericales; Theaceae
Gene: BIR6
Product: Pentatricopeptide repeat (PPR) superfamily protein
Biological process (GO): RNA splicing
Molecular function (GO): protein binding
Source: RefSeq, a predicted model, not a curated record